UGCCGCCGCCGCCGCCCCACCGCGCGCUGGCGGGGCGCCGCCAUGGAGGGGAUCAGUGUCCAGGAUGAGGCUGUGGACAAAAGCCGGUUUAAGGAAUGCAACCAGAUUGCUUUUUACAGACGUCAGAAAAUUCUACAUCCUGGAAAAUCCUCGUAUAAAGCGUUGUUGGAUUCAGUUGCAUUAAGUGAUGACAAUGUCAAAUUCCAAAUUAUUCAUGAGGAGAAUAAGGUUCUUCUAAAAGUAGAAAUUUGUGAAAUAGAGGGCAACAUUUUCAGGCUUAAAAUUAAUGAGGCAGCUCCUCUCAGAGCAAGGUAUGAAGUUCCUGAUGUUCUCAUAAAGGAACCUACCACCCACAGACUCUCUAUAUUCCAUAAGGAGGCAGAUAUUUUGGUGCUGAAAAGUGUUAAUGAGGAAUACAAGCUUCAGGUCACAGCAAACCCCUUCCAGAUUGAGCUACAGUCCAAGGAUGAGAUUGUUCUGAGCAUUAAUUCCAAUGGGUUAUUAUAUUUUGAGCACCUACAACCACCUCCCAGUGAUAGGAAAACUACAGCAGAAAACAAGGAGGAGACAGCAAGUGACUCCUCUAAGGAGAAACAAGAGGAUCUAGGACUCUGGCAAGAGAAAUUCGGCAGUUUUAUAGACAUCAAAGCCCAUGGCCCUAGUUCUGUAGGCAUGGAUUUCUCUUUACAUGGAUUUGAACAUACUUAUGGAAUACCACAACAUACAGAAACACUCCUUCUCAAAAACACCAGUGAUGGUGAUGCCUACCGGCUUUAUAAUUUGGAUAUUUUUGGCCAUAAGAUACAUGACAAAAUAGGCAUUUAUGGUUCCGUGCCCUUUCUCUUAGCCCACAAGCCUAACAGAACUUCUGGGAUCUUCUGGCUGAACUCUUCAGAAACACUGGUGGAUAUUAGCACAAAGGCAGUAGCUGAGCAUGUGCCCUCCAGAUCCACUGCAGAGACUGCUAAGCAGAGGGUACUGCCUCAAACUGAUGUGCGCUGGAUGUCAGAGAGUGGGAUCAUUGAUGUUUUCCUGCUGAUGGGACCCACUGCUUUUGAUGUCUUCAAGCAGUUUGCACAGCUGACAGGCACUCAAGCCCUACCUCCCCUCUUUUCUCUGGGUUACCAUCAAUGCCGCUGGAAUUAUGAGGAUGAGCAAGAUGUCAAGGCAGUAGACGCUGGCUUUGAUGAACAUGACAUUCCUUAUGAUGUGAUAUGGCUGGACAUUGAGCACACAGAUGGGAAGAGGUAUUUCACCUGGGAUAAGAAAAAAUUCCAGAACCCCAAAAGAAUGCAGGAACUUCUCAGGAAGCAAAAACGCAAGCUUGUUGUCAUCAUAGAUCCCCACAUUAAGGUUGAUCCCACAUACACCCUGUAUUCACAGGGCAAGGACAAGGGAUAUUUUGUGAAAGACAGGAAUGGACAAGAUUUUGAGGGCAUUUGUUGGCCAGGUUCUUCUUGUUAUCUGGAUUUCACCAAUCCUGAAGUGCGAAAAUGGUAUGCGGAUCAAUUUUCCUUCAAAACGUACAAGGGGUCAACUAAUAUCCUCUUUGUGUGGAAUGACAUGAAUGAGCCUUCGGUCUUCAGAGGGGCAGAGCUAACAAUGCAGAAGGAUGCUGUGCACUACAGCAGCUGGGAGCACCGGGAAGUUCACAACCUUUAUGGAUUUUACCAACAAAUGGCAACUGCAGAUGGACUCAUCAAGCGUUCUUUGGGAAAAGAGAGACCAUUUGUCCUCACACGAUCUUUUUUUGCUGGAUCUCAGAAGUAUGGGGCCGUGUGGACUGGAGACAACACAGCAGAGUGGGAAUACUUGAAAAUCUCCAUUCCAAUGCUGCUCACCAUCAGCAUAGCAGGGAUUUCGUUCUGUGGAGCUGACGUGGGAGGGUUUAUUGGAGAUCCAGAACCAGAAUUACUUGUUCGUUGGUAUCAGGCUGGAGCCUACCAGCCCUUCUUCAGAGGUCAUUCUAACAUGGAGAGCAAACGGCGAGAACCUUGGCUCUUUGGGGAGAAGAACACCCAGAUCAUCAGGAAAGCUAUUAGAGAGCGCUACACCCUCCUGCCCUACUUGUAUACGCUGUUCUAUCGGGCACACACAGCAGCAGAACCCGUUAUGAGGCCUCUCUGGGUAGAGUUUCCAGGGAAAGUAGACACUUUUGGUGUGGAAAAUGAGUACAUGCUAGGAAAUGCUUUGCUGGUGCAUCCAGUCACUGAGCGAGAGGCCAGGACAGUGAAUGUUCUGCUUCCUGGGUCAGAGGAGAUUUGGUAUGAUUUCAGAAUAUUUAAACGAAUGGAAGCUGCAGGCACUGUGAAGAUUCCAGUAACACUGGAUAAUAUUCCUGUGUUCCAGCGUGGGGGGACUGUGAUACCUCUGAAGAUCAGAGCUGGAAAGUCCACUGAAUGGAUGACAGAUACUUCUUACAAACUCCAUGUGGCCCUGGAUACAGAGGGCUAUGCAAAAGGUGAACUCUACCUAGAUGAUGGGCAUUCAUUCGAGUACCUUCACGAGAAGCAGUUCCUGCACCGGAAAUUCACUUUCCAUAAACAAGUUCUCUCUUCCAGUUGCACAGAUGAAAAAGGACAAUACUGCACAACAUGCAUAGUUGAACAAGUGAUAAUUCUGGGACUUGGACAGCAACCCAUGUCUGUGACAACAUGUUUAAAGGAUGGGAAGGAAAAAGAAGUGGUUUUCACAUAUGAAAUGAAGACCUCUGUGUUGACGCUGGAGAAGUUAGACCUGAGUGUUGGUGCUGACUGGGAGAUUCAUAUCAAGUGAAAGGAGAAACAGCUUCUUCGGAGAAUUUACUGAAAGGCUGAACGGAAAUGGAUUUGAAGGAGUUAAAAAGCUUAUCUGAAUCUGGUUAGAUCGAAGAACAUAUUUCCCUCUCUGCAAACUAACAUUUCCUAUAAUCUUGCUUUUAAAACAGUAAGUUAGACUUGAGUAGCUCUUCUCAAGUCAGCGGUUGAAAAAAUGUAAUAGCAAUGGGAUUGUAAUCACCAUCUGGUUUAGGCUAGCUUCAGUAAGACAUUAAGGUGAAGUUCUGCCUUCACUUGCACCAGAAUAUCCUGACUUGGUAAGUAGGUGAGGUUGUGACUGGUUGGCAUGGGGUUUAAUGUAAGUAUCUGAAAAGCCAACCACUCAUAGAGAAGAGCACUUGGGAAGAGCAGCUCUGUGCCCGCUUUAACAAACAGCAUUGAUAGCUAUGUCAGAUGUGGAGGUUAUGGUCAGUGUUCUGCUUGCAAGCUGCUUUGAGAAGCAAACCCAGAAGGAGCCACCCAGCAUGAGUACAGGCACUUCCCUUUUUCAAUCCUUACCACAGUGCAAAAUCAGGCAGUUUGUACAGGAAAGUAAACAACAGGCUAGCUUAACAGUUCAAGCUGAACUGAAGCUAAGGUUUUAAUAGGCAGUGCCAGUCAGUUGUGCGAUAUUGUAAUGCAGAAGUGGGGAAGUCAGAAUCCAUAUAACUAGAUUUGAAACUGGUAUUUGAAUUUUCAAGAAGGCACAAGUCUAAAGAAGUGCAGUGCUGCUUGGGGUGGCAGCAGGACUGCGAUGGAAAUCUUUGCACGUUAUUGCUCCCCUCUCCACCAGUGCAACUUAAAAAAAUUUUUUGUUAGGAAGGAAUUGUCUGUGUGUUUGGAUGCGUGAAUGUCAUUGGUUACAGCCAGCCUGAUACAGCAGCUCUGCUUCUGGACAUCUCUGCUGUUCCAUAUCUUUCAAUUCCUGAUAACAUCUGGCUUUCUUUUCUUUUUUUAGCAAUUUGUAGAUCAGUUUUAAUAUCUAGCUGAGUUUUGAGUUUAGUAGGUAGCAAUGGGAAAGCUUUUUCAGGCAAAGGAAACUUGAACCGCUCAACAUUUUCUUUAUAACGGAAAAUACUCUUUAAUUUAAUGGGAUUAAUUCUGUAUUUAGCCAUCCCGUCUCAUGCAUAUCCCCCCAUUUUCUUACAACUCACCUAAUACUCUUUUGCCUCACAAUCCCACUUUUUCUACAGACAGAACUGGGGUGCUCUGCUGCUUCCUUCCCUUAUCAGAGCCUGGAGACACAACCUGAGUAUGCUAAUUCCCAUACAUUCUACCUAUUCCCACUACCCUUUCUGUGUGACGCAUCUCUCCUCACAGGCUGCUGUCACUCCAUAAUUCAAGUUCAUUGGCCUUUCCAUUUGCUACAGUUGUCAAAUAUCAUAGAAUCAGUGAGGUUGGAAGGGACCUCUGAAGAUCAUCUAGUCCAACCUCCCUGCUCAAGCAGGGUCGCCUAGAGCAUGGUAAACGGGGUUGCAUCUAGGCAGGCCUUGAAGAUCUCCGAGAAGGAGACUCCACAACCUCUCUGGGCAACCUGGUCCAGUGCUCCGUCACUCUCACAGGGAACAAAUUCCCCCUCACCUUCAGGCAGAACUUCCUGUGGUUCAGUUUGUGCCCGUUGCUUGCCUCUUGUCCUGUCACAUGGGACAACUGAAAAGAGUUUGUCCCUGUCCCCUUGACACCCUCCCUUCAGAUACUCAUACACAUUGAUAAGAUCCCCCCUCAGUCUUCUCUUCCCCAGGCUGAAGAGGCCCAGCUCUCGCAGCCGUUCCUCAUAGGGCAGGUGCUCCAGCCCUCUGAGCAUCUUCAUAGCCCUACGCUGGACUCUCUCCAGUAGCUCCGUGUCUCUCUUGAACUGGGGAGCCCAGAACUGGACACAGCACUCGAGAUGAGGCCUCCCCAGGGCUGGGUAGAGAGGCAGGAUCACCUCCCUCGAUCUGCUGGAAACAUCCUUCCUAAUGCUCCUGAGGAGACCAUUGGCCUUCCUGGCCACAAGGGCACAUUCCUGGCUCAUGGUCAACUUGUCAUCCACCAGCACUCCCAGGACCUUCUCUGCAGAGCUGCUUUCCAGAAGGUCAGCCCCCAGCUUGUCCUGGUGCCUAGGGUUAUUCCUCCCUAGGUGCAGGACCUGCACUUGCCCUUGUUGAACCUCAGGAGGUUCCUCUCUGCCCAACUCUCCAGCCUGCCCAGGUCUCUCUGAAUGGCAGCACAGCCCCCUGGGGUAUCAGCCACUCCUCCCAGCUUGGUAGCAUCAGCAAACUUGCUGAGGAGGCACUCUGUCCCCUCAUCCAGGUCACUGAUGAAUAAGUUGAACAGGAUGGGACCCAGUACUCAGCCCUGGGGGACACCACUAGCCACAGGCCUCCAGCUAGACUCCACGCCACUGAUGACGAACCUCUGAGCUCUGCCUUUCAGCCAGUUCUCAGUCCACCUCACUGUCUACCUGUCUAACCCACGCUUCCUGAACUUAUCUAGGAGGAUGUUAUGGGAGAUAGUGUCAAUAACCUUGCUGAAGUCAAGGUACACAAUGUCCACUGCUCUCCCCUCAUUUACCCAGCCAGUCAUUCCAUCCUAGAAGACUCUCAGAUUGGUUAAGCAGGAUUUCCCCUUGGUGAAUCCAUGCAGGCUACUCCUGAUCACCUUCUUUUCCUCCAUAUGUCUGGAGAUGACAUCCAGAAUGAGCUAUUCCAUCCCCUUUCCAGGGAUGGAGGUGAGACUGACUGGUCUGUAGUUGCCUGGGUCCUCCUCCUUGCCCUUUUUGAAGACUUUUGGAGUGACAUUGGCUUUCUUCCAGUCCUCAGGCACCUCUCCAGUUCUCCAGGACCUUUCAAAGACGAUGGAGAGCAGCCUGGCAACAACAUCCGCCAGCUCCCUCAGUACCCGUGGGUGCAUCCCAUCCGGGCCCAUGGAUUUGUGGAUGUCUAGCCUGCCCAGAAGGUCUCUAAUCCUAUCCUUCUCAACCAAAGGAAAGUCUUCCCUUCUCCAGACUUUCUCCCUCACGUCCAGGCUGCAGGAUUCCUUAGCAGUAAAGACUGAAGCAAAGAAGGCAUUCAGUAAUUCUGCCUUCUCUGAAUCCCUUGUCACCAUGGCCCCCUCUCCAGUCAGUAGCUGGCCCACGUUUUCCCUAGUCCUCCCCUUGCUGCUGAUGUCGUUGAAGAAGCCCUUCCUGUUGUCCUUGACAUCCCUUGCCAGACUCAAUUCCAUCUGGGCCUUAGCCUUCCUUGCAGCAUCUCUACAUACUCUGACUGCAUUCCUAUAGUUCUCCCAAGUAGCCUGUUUCCUCUUCCACAUUCUGUGUGUUUUCUUCUUCUGUCUGAAUUUGGCCAAGAGCUCCUUGCUCACCCAUGCAAGUCUCCUGCCCCUUUUGCUGCACUUCUUACUCAUAGGAAUAUAUUACUUUAAUAUAUAUUAAUAAUAUAUUACUUUAAAAUCGAUUCAGGCAAGCCUGAACAUACUGUCAGUUGGGUUUUAUGGAUACAAAAGAGCAGAAUCUAUUUAUUUAUGUAUUUAUUUUCAGUAAGAUAAGGAAAUAUUUUCUGAAAAGAUAGUAGAUUGACUCUUGGGAAGCAGAGAAGCAUUGUUAACAUUUUUGCGUACUAAAGGGAACAUAACCGUCCAUUUGUGCAGUGUGCCCUGCUCUUCUUACUAAGCCCUCCCUGAGCAGGGUCAGUCAGUCAUUGCCACCUGCUGCUGUUUGUCCUCCGCAGGGCAGAUUUCUGCAAAUAUCAAAUGUGAGAGCUAACUAUGAUUACUCUGCUUUUGACUACUGAGUGCAACUUGUUCCCCACCAGACCCCUGGGUUCCUCCUCCUUUAGUCUGCAAAGCUGUUUUUCAACCCUUCUAGUAGGUACUAUAAGCCUCUGCUGUAGGAAUUGGGGACUGGCAGCCUAAACAGUGCUGUGCUUAAUGCAGGCAAGUGGAUCAGCAGCAAAUAGGUCUUUUACAGGCUCCAUUCUUCUAUUGGCUUCUAAGGUUUAAAUGGUGAUUGUUUCCUACAUUUAAGCAUAAUGGUGGUUCUGACUGUGUAAUUAUUGUCUGGAACACUUUAAUGAAACAUUUUACCUGGUAUUUCUGAAGUGUGAAAGUAAGUGGAAUAAAGUAACAUUGAAGUGAGUUAAACACCUUAUUCCUUCUAACCUUCCUUGUACUAUGGAGAAUUUCUAAGUAAUAUUCUUUAAAAUGUAUCUGAUUAAAAGUGGCUGACUGCUUUUUAUGCUGUGA
Messenger RNA from Rhea pennata, 7016 nucleotides. RefSeq names its product glucosidase alpha, neutral C (gene GANC). The record is from RefSeq and is a predicted model, not a curated record. Lineage: Eukaryota; Metazoa; Chordata; Aves; Rheiformes; Rheidae. Gene Ontology annotation, molecular function: alpha-1,4-glucosidase activity; carbohydrate binding. The transcript has 24 exons. Gene Ontology annotation, biological process: N-glycan processing; carbohydrate metabolic process. The coding region runs from base 43 to 2775 and encodes 910 amino acids.